This is a messenger RNA of Coturnix japonica (Japanese quail), 1639 nucleotides long. It is a transcript of the gene ATPAF2, whose product is annotated as ATP synthase mitochondrial F1 complex assembly factor 2. Gene Ontology annotation, biological process: mitochondrial proton-transporting ATP synthase complex assembly. Gene Ontology annotation, cellular component: mitochondrion. The record is from RefSeq and is a predicted model, not a curated record. NCBI's taxonomy places the organism in Eukaryota, Metazoa, Chordata, Aves, Galliformes, Phasianidae.
UUGGCCCUCGCGAAGCGGCGAGAAGGCGGGGCGGAGCUCCGAUUGGCGGAGAGCUCUCCUUCCCGGCAGGUUUUACGGUGAGGAGGCUGCUGGGAAAUGUAGUUUGUUCGCCUCGCGCCUCACGCGACGGGAAGGCCGAAGGGGCAAAGCGCGUUCUGUGCUCCCAUUGGGCGGAGCGGGGCAACAUGGCGGCGCCCGGGGCGACAAGCUGAGCCGGGGGAGGCCGCUCCGAGCCGGGGUAGGCCGCAACGCUCCAGCUCCGUUCGCCGCCCCUCAUCGUUCCUCUCGGCUCCUCAUCGUUCUCUUCGGCUCCUCCGCCGCCAUGUGCCGCCUCCUGCAGGCCCUGGGCCGCAUCCCGGCUGUGGCAGCCCGGAGCCGCCCGCUGUGUCCGGGUGGGAGUCGAACAUACGCCCCUCCCGCAGAGAGGAAGCGGUUUUACCAGAACGUGAGCAUCUCACAAGGAGAAGGAGGCUUUGAAAUCAACCUGGACCACCGGAAGCUGAAAACACCCCAGGCCAAGCUCUUCACUGUCCCCAGUGAGGCCUUGGCCAUUGCAGUGGCAACAGAAUGGGACUCUCAGAAAGACACCAUCAAGUUCUACACUAUGCACCUGACCACACUGUGCAACACAGCUCUGGACAAUCCCACUCAGCGAAACAAGGUGCAGCUGAUCCGUGCAGCUGUGAAGUUCCUGGAGACUGACACUGUCUGCUAUCGUGUGGAGGAGCCAGUUGCCUUGGCAGAGCUGCAGAAGAAAGAAUGGGAUCCUAUUGUUGCCUGGGCUGAGAAAAGGUACAACGUGGCAAUCGGAUCCUCUACCAGCAUCAUGGGACCAAACAUCCCAGCCAGCACCAGGGACACCUUCAUCAGCCACCUGGCCUCCUACAACAUGUGGGCUCUGCAAGGUAUAGAAUAUGUAAUCACCCAGCUGAAAUCUCUGAUUCUGUCCAUGGGCCUGAUUGACAGGCACAUUACAGUAGAGAAAGCCGUGCUUCUGUCUCGGCUGGAGGAAGAAUACCAGAUUCAGCGGUGGGGCAAUGUGGAGUGGGCCCAUGACUAUGAUCUGUGUGAGCUGCGUGCUCGUGCAGCAGCUGGGACUCUCUUUGUUCAUCUCUGCUCAGAGAGCUCAACUGUCAAACACAAGCUGUUGCAGGACUAAGGCUGCAGGACUGGGUGGAGGAGGAAGAUGCCCUGCUGUGAAUUGCUGCCGUGACCUGGAGAGGGUAACAACCAUCCUGCCACCACAGCUUGUCUGGGAUCAGGCUUGUGCUGAGGAACUGCAGCUUUGUGGGCAGCUCCUUGCUGCAGUGCAGCGCCAGCAGUUUUGAGCCCACGAGGAGGAAAGGUCAAGGUGAGCUCCCUCUGCAUAUUCAAGGAAGCAGCGCUGUCCAUUACCAGUGUCUGUAAUUCAUCAGAGGAGCUCCCUUGAAAGAAACAGCUUCCUGGGCAGGGCACGGCACAGACACACCUAGCAUAUGCCACAUGUCUUCAUAGCUGCCAGCUCCUGACACACACUUGUUAUGGAAAUCUGAAAACAGACUCCGUUGCAUCUGUUCUUCAUCCCUCAGUGUGCCUGUAUGUAACACCAGGGUCUCUCUGUUUGAUUAAAGGCACGCCUCUUCAAGAUACUGAAAGCUAA